UCCCAAAUGUCCUACUACCCCCAUACAGUCUCCUCAUUCUCUUGGACAUGGUGGGAAUAUAUGAUCACACUUGACGAUGAGAUUUCUCUCAUAUGGCUGAAGUGAUCUCCCAGCAAUCUCGCUGGUCCUGGAUCAAGUUUCUAUUUUUCAUGAAUCGAUAUCUUUUACUUUUCUCUCAGACGUUCGACUUUGCCGGUUACUUUCUUCCAAAACCGAGUUAUAAUGUAGGCCACGCAUGGGUCGGGUACAUCAUCGUCAUCAACGGAAGUCUACAAAUCUUUGUUGCUGAUAUCAUUCUUAUAAUUCGACUUGGGGCAAUAUACGGUCGAAAGAAGAGCAUUGUAGUGCCCAUGGUAGCCUUGUAUAUUCUCAACGUGGCCGCUAGCUCGACAGUGUUGGCAAUUCAGGCAAAGCAUUCGACAGGUUCUAACGAACCGCUCCCUGGCAUCUAUCUCUGCUGGUUGACCAGUAAAUUGAAUAUCCUAUAUGCCUAUUGGAUACCCAUAGCCGUUUUCGAAUCAGUGAUGUUCCUCCUUGCUGCAUUCAGAGUCAUAGAUGAUUUCAAUGUGCCUAAGAUGGAGGGCACAUAUGGCCCUCGGUCUUUACUUGCCAUCAUCGUCCGUGAUUCGUUGCUGUACUUUGUAGUUGUCCUUGCAGCUGCCCUCGCCAAUGCACUGAUAUACCGUUUUGCUGCCCUGGAGAAAUACAAUGUUCUCCAUGGUGCCACCUCAGCUGCUUUAUCGAUUUCUAUGUCUCGUAUGAUCUUAAAUCUACGCAAAACGGGGCGGGAAGAAAAUCCUCCCCCAUCUCUGCAGUUGUCUGGCUUGCACUUCCAGGAAGGUAGUACACCUGGAACUACCAUAGAUACCGGAGACGCUGUGUUGACUACAAGUCGGGGCAAUUGAUUAAUGGCCGGUAACUGGGGGAUUACUUGGUUAUUUACUAAAGAAAUCUCAUCCACCACAGCGAAGAUAUCGCCGUAGACAGCGCGUCAUAUCCCUGUACUCAUGCGGCGGCAGAAGGGUGAGGACAUACAUAUGGAAUCCUCUGUAAUGAUUCGAGAGCAACAUCUGUUUAAACAUCGACACAUAAGCGACCGAAGCAAAAAUGAAUGAAUCUUGU
Molecule: messenger RNA, 1122 nt
Organism: Guyanagaster necrorhizus
Lineage: Eukaryota; Fungi; Basidiomycota; Agaricomycetes; Agaricales; Physalacriaceae
Exons: 11
Coding region: 93-905 (270 amino acids)
Source: RefSeq, a predicted model, not a curated record